CCCGGCUGGCGCGGGGCGGGCGCGCAGCGGGGCAGCGGGAUGGGAGCUUGAGAGGGGGCGAGUCCGCGUCCGAGAGCGCGGCGGGCGGCAGUCCCGGUGGGGCUGAGCCCGCCAUGGAGCCGGUGACCAAGUGGAGUCCGAAGCAAGUGGUAGACUGGACCAAAGGCCUGGAUGAUUGCCUGCAGCAGUACGUCCACAAAUUUGAACGGGAGAAGAUAAAUGGUGAACAGCUGUUACAGAUUUCUCACCAGGAUCUUGAAGAUAUGGGUAUCACACGGAUUGGACACCAGGAACUGGUUUUAGAAGCUGUGGAUCUCCUGUGUGCACUGAACUAUGGCCUUGAAACAGACAAUAUGAAGAACUUGGUUCUCAAGCUGCGCGCAUCAUCCAACAAUCUGCAAAAUUACAUCUGUACCCGUAGAAAAAGCUCAAAUUAUGAUGGGAAUACUUCACGCAAGCCCCCCAAUGAAUUCCUUACUUCUGUGGUAGAGCUUAUUGGUGCUGCUAAGGCCCUGCUUGCAUGGUUGGACAGGACUCCAUUUACAGGUAUUGCUGACUUUUCAUCGAUGAAAAACAGAAUCAUUCAGCUCUGCUUGGAUCUUACUACUACUGUUCAGAAGGACUGCACUGUGGCUGACAUGGAAGAUAAAGUUCAGACUGUAUCCAAGACUUUAAAUGGAAUUUGUGAUAAAGCCAUCCGAUCAACUACAGAUCCAUUGAUGAGCCAGUGUGCGUGUCUGGAGGAGGUUCACUUAACCAACAUUAGACCUGGGGAAGGCCUGGGUAUGUACAUCAAAUCAACUUAUGAUGGAUUACAUGUAAUUACUGGCACUACAGAAAAUUCCCCUGCUGAUAGAUCUCAGAAGAUUCAUGCUGGUGAUGAGGUGAUCCAGGUUAACCAGCAAACUGUGGUUGGCUGGCAACUAAAAAAUCUGGUGGCAAAGUUGCGAGAGAAUCCUGCUGGAGUUAGGCUGCUUCUCAAGAAACGUCCAACUGGCUCUUUCCACUUCACCCCUGCUCCACUGAAGAAUCUGCGCUGGAAGCCACCCUUAGUGCAGACCAGUCCUCUACCAACUUCAACCCAGUCUCCAGAAAGCACCAUGGACACCUCAGUGAAAAAGGAGAAGCCAGCCAUUUUGGAUCUGUACAUACCACCUCCACCAGCUGUUCCAUAUUCUCCUCGAGAUGAAAAGGGGAGUUUUCUAUACGGAGGAAGCAGCAAACCCAGUCAUCCAUUACUUGGAUCCAAGGGUGCCGAGUCUCCCAAUUCUUUUCUGGAUCAAGAAAGUCGAAGGAGAAGGUUUACUAUUGCUGAUUCUGAUCAGCUGCCUGGAUAUCAUAUGGAAGCAAAUAUACUGCCAGCUAAGAUGAGAGAAAAAACACAGUCAUAUGGAAAACCUCGUCCCUUAUCAAUGCCUGCUGAUGGCAGUUGGAUAGCAGCUGCGGAACCCUUCUCAAGGCCACGAGCACCAGGAAGAAAAGGUGAAGAUGUCCUCUGCAGGUACUUCAGUAAUGAAAGGAUACCCCCAAUCAUUGAAGAAAGUCCCUCCACACAACACCCCUUUUCAAGGCCUGUGUCCGAGAAGCAGUUAGUGAGGGGAAUGGAUUACAUUCGAGGCAGCAGGUGUUUUAUGAAUACAGACCUCCACAACAGUGCAACAAUUCCUUUUCAAGAGGAAGGUGCUAAGAAGUCCCCUGUUGCACCAUCCACAAAAUCUUCCUCUGCAGAGCCCUCGCUACUGGUCAGUUGGAUAACAAGGCUUAAAUUGUUGACUCAUUGACUGUUGAUCACAGGAUGGUUACCCAAGUGCCUUGGUUCAUCAGUCAGACUUCUCAGCUUUUCAGCUUAACUGAUGCAUAGCAACUAAUGCAGUGUUCUUUUCCUGGAGAAUCCUAUAUUCUUGCCUUUUUGUUUGUUAUUUUUGAUGCAUCAGAGGGUUGUAGUGCAAGGAGGAAAGAAAGAUGAAGUUCUUGUUGAUGGCCAAAAGUUGGGAGUUUGUUCCCUGGGAAAUGAGUAAAAUUUUGGUGAUAUAAAGACCACGCAUGACCUGAAAUCUGCAUUACUAUUCAGAGGAAACCUUUGUAUUACAGUGAAUUCCAGUGGCACUUCAUUUGUCUGAAUGCUCAGAGGCUGAUGUGGCUGGCUGGACAUCAUAAUAUGUAGGGCUUGGUGAAAGUUGUGUUACUUUCCUGACCAGGAUAGGCAAGGAGGAAAAGAGAGGUUUGGUACAACUUAGCAAUAUGUUGCAAGAUCUUAUUGCACGAGAUCAAGCCUUUGAGGAUGAAGAAGUAGCAUUGCUAUUCUUUCUCUGAUAUCCAAGAUCUGAGCAAAGUCUUAGGAAGAGGGAUCUUAUCUAGAGAUGUUUGCAAGUUGGACUAGUUUAAUUGUAAAUAUGUCCAACCUGAUUUAUCUUCUUUGUUAUUGAAAACAGAGUACAAAUAAAGUGCACCGAACAGCUGAAGUGGUCUUCCAUUAAGAUGUGUGGAUUGUUACAAUAUGCCAUGGAAAUGAAUCUGUAGAGGUGGUAAAAGAAUAUAUUUUUUUUCCUUAAUUGCUUGAGAAUGAUUUGCUGUUAACCAAAGUAAUCUUUUAAAGACAGUCCUGUUGGACUUAGGAGAAUUUUACAGUGAUCAGUUUUUGAAAGAUGUGUGAGUUUUUAUGAAAGGUAUGCGUUAUGAUACAUUACAAUUGUAAGGUAUCUUGCUAUUUUAAUUAUAGCUCAAUUUUUUUCCCCUCCAGAAUUUUAAAGUAGUAUUGGGUAUUUUGUGGGAAAAAUAAAACUUGUUUUACAAAAGAAGAGGAUAUUAAAGAGGUAUUGUUUAAAAUUGAAUGUACAUAAGAUUGUUUGUAUGCAAACAGUUGUGUUUAAUUUAAAUGUUAAAUAUAGUUGUAUAUAUUUUUUACUCAAACAAAGUUUGUACCUUCCUGUCUGCGGUACUGUGCAUGAGUUAGCCAAAUGAAAGAAAAAGGAAAGUCUUUAGUAUUCUCCACUAAUUUUAAGACUGUUUUCAUAGAUGUUAUAUUGCCAACAGCUUUUCCUCCUUUGGUUUUACUAAAGAAAAGAAGUCAAAUUUGUAAUUAAUAAUUAGUGGGGAAAGAGGGAUCUUAAACACUAGUUUGCACUUUGGACUGGGGCAGGAAUUGUACUUGAUAACAUGAGUAUUAAAAACAUACCACAAUUCUGGUUAUGAAGAUGUAACCUUUCUCCUGCAACAUGUUCUUGAAAUUGUGCUACAACCCUGCAGAGACAUGGUGUUAAAUUCAGUUCUGAAUUAAUUACAUUUGAUUGUUUCUCACUGGUGAUUUAGGUGAGGGCUGGUUUGGACCUCUUUGAUCCUAGAAGAUUAUAGUACUAUGGUAGUCUUAUGCAACUCUUCUCCAACUCUGGCAUGACAUUUGUAGUAGGGACAAAGGCAAACACAGUUGCAGUGCAGUUGAAACCUAGACUAGUUUUGGUCUUGCCUUUGAGAAGAGGGCUCAAACUUCCAUGUUUUAUGCAAUGUGUUGUCCAACCCGAAAUUGAUUGAACUGUUUGGAAUAAGCAAUACUAAUCCAGUUAAAAUAACAUGCCUGACUGGGGAAGGAUGCAGCUUGGUGUGUACGUUCAUGCAUGUUGAUGGAAGAAACCAUAGAAGUACUUGGUAUCGUAGGAUCCUCCUCAGCAUGUUUUCAAAACACUGAAAAACUCAAGUUUGAUUUCUUCAUUCAGUUAGGUUAUCUUGCAGUUUGAUCUAAUCUAACAAAUAGCUUUAAAUCAGUUCAUCUAUGAGAAAUGGAGGAAUUCAUAAGCAUGUAGGCAAUGACACUUUUCAAAAUAUUUUGUUGCCUAAAUACAAGCUUAAAAAUGUCAACAAACAAAAAAAGAAAAACUUAACUAUAUAUUCUGUUCUUCAUGCUCCAGUGUUCUGAUCAUGCUGAGUUGAAGUACUGAAUGUUACCUUUUGUCAGUCAUCAAGGGCUGUCAGUCACCAAGAGCUGACUGGCUAGCAAAAGUUGUCUGGCUCUUGUGAAGGUGGGAAAUGGAUACUUUUCUGGAAAUUACUAAAGUUUUAUUAUUGUUUCCACUGCAAGUUAGCUAAGAUCAUUGAGAACCGUGAAGUAGUUUUCACUUAAGUCAUGUAUGUUUUCCAAUUAAAAAAGUAAGUAAUGUUGGUGGGCUUUUUUGUAUGUUUGUUUUCCUCCCCUCUUGAGUUUUAUGCAUCACUAUUGAUGGGCCUUUGUCAAUUGGAGUGUAUGUACACAAAAUAAAUGUAGCAGAACCCCAUAAACCAGCUUUUAUUGCAAAAGCUACGUCCUUGCUACUGUGAAUUUACUCUGUGCUCUACUAAGUUACCAUGUCAUCUUGAUAUUUUUGUAUGCAAGUAUUGCUUAGUGUUCACUGUAUGCCUCAAACCCUUUUAUGUAGUGUAUGAUAUGUAGGAGUCUUUCUCUGGGAAGAUGGCAUUUUUUUGGCUUUGGAAGAGAGGUAUUUUUCCUCUUGGAUAACCCAAUGUAAAAGCUUAAAUAUAUAUUCUCAGUAAUAAUAAGCUAUUUUGAGUUAUGGUAUGAAUCGUAGAUAUUGGAUGUGUGUGUGCCCUUCAUACCUCCUGACUCUCUCUUUCACCUGUCUCUUAUAAAGUUUUAAUACAACUACUUCAUUUAUGGGAAGAGACAGUCCAACAGAGAGACUUAAAAUGUGGCCGUUUCCCUGGAUUUGAAAGCAUGAAGUUGGAUUGGGGGGGGGAAGGAGGGGGGAAGGAAUAAGUGCAGCUGAAAGACUUAUGGGAGCAGACUCUAUUCUUACCAGUAUCUACAAGGGAAAAGAUGAGUAUCGGUGUAGGAAGGCCAACGUGAAAUGCAGGGAACAGUAGAGAACAUAUAUAAGAGCAAGCUUUGCUUUUCUAUGAUAAGUGCUAUACUUGAAAUGGUUUGUUUUCCUGUGUGACCUGUUUUCCAUAGUAAAGAAUAAAGAUUAAAACACCUGA
Molecule: messenger RNA, 4965 nt
Organism: Phasianus colchicus (ring-necked pheasant)
Lineage: Eukaryota; Metazoa; Chordata; Aves; Galliformes; Phasianidae
Gene: CNKSR3
Product: CNKSR family member 3
Biological process (GO): regulation of signal transduction
Cellular component (GO): cytoplasm; membrane
Molecular function (GO): protein binding
Source: RefSeq, a predicted model, not a curated record